GCUGUUUGUUAUUGAUAUUUCACGUGUUGGUUGGUGUCGUUGUGCUGUUUAUACAGUAAUUUGUAAUUUUUAUAAUUUUAUUGAGCACGAUAACCUGUUAGUACAGACUUUGAAUCAGUGUUACAAUUGGAUUUUCUCGUCACUAUUUACAAGUUUGAGAAUGCCGCUGGACAGUGACGACGAAGCGAUAGCCCAUAUAAUAUCCGCCUAUAAACACGAAGUUGGCCUAGAUCUAGACUCUGCAGAAACAUUCACAUCUAAAGAUUCCGGUCGAGAUGAAUCUAGUUCCGACGAAUCUUCGGAGAAACAAGUGAAGGAUGAUCAAAAAAGUCUUCACUCGGAAAGUGAGGAUGAUGCUGUGGAUCGGGAGAGGGAAGCGGAUGCUGCUACAAGCAGCAAUGAUGAGAAGAAAGACGAUAUCUGUGUCGCCAUCGAACGUCCCAAAACCCAGAAGGAAAAGAAUCUAAUGGCUAUGGUUUUUGGCAGAAAAGCUGAGUUGGUAUCAAAUUUAAAGCGUGAUUCGAUAAACGAUGCCGGUAGCGACUUUCAAGGGAGUAAACGGCAACGCACCGCAGCAUGGCACGAUUCCGACGAUGAUAAUGAUAGAGACUUUCCGAAGAAGAGUAAUAAACAUGAGCUCAAGACCACAAUUAAUCGAAGGAGGAAGAAUUUUGAGAAGAUUGUUGGUCAGCCGAAAUGGGCUGAUCUGAACAGAAAACAAGCGGUCGAUUCCGAUGACGAACUGCUAAAAACAGUUGGGCACGUCGUAAAGGGAAUCAGUACAGAUCUUCCAAAGGAAAAUAUUGAAUUGAAGCGAUUAAAAAACUUGAACCGAGAAACGAAAAAUGAAGGAGAAAUAACAGCAAUCAAUUUUCAUCCCACUUCAAUGGUGGCGGUGAUGACAGGUAUGAAUGGGCUCGCUUCCAUUGUUGCUGUUGAUGGAACCAAGAACGAGAAGCUGCACACAAUUGGGAUGAAGAAGUUUAAAAUUGCUUGCUGUCGAAUGUCGCCUGAUGGGAACGAGAUCUUGUUUGGCAGCUUUCGGAAAUUCUACCAUGUGUACAAUCUCAUAUCUGGGCAAAGUGACACGCUCCAACUUCAGGGGGAUAGAGUUUGGACCAUGAAAAACUUUGAGCUAUCAAAUUGCGGAAAAUAUAUUGCGGUGGCGGGAGGAUUUGGCGAAAUUCAUCUGCUGGAUGCUAGGAGUAAAGAGUUGUUGACAACCAUUCAGCAGAACCACUGUUGUUCCUCUCUCUGUUUCUCAUCGGAUUCCAAAUAUCUAUUAUCCCAUAGCAGUGACAAUGAAGUAUCAGUAUACCACCUAGAAAAGCGUCGAUUUGUCAACGUUUUUACUGAUGAUGGUUGCGUCAACGGAUCUUUCAUCACGAUUUGUCCGAACAACAGAUUUGUGGCAACGGGAAACAGACAAGGCAUUGUUAAUAUUUACUCGUUUGAAAAUGUGUUGAAAGAAAAGUGUCCUACUCCAGAGAAGACGAUUUCUAAUCUAACUACCUCCGUUGGUUCAAUGGCUUUUAACGUGACUUCCGAGCUGUUAGCCAUAGCCUCACCGGAAAUACCAAACGCUGUCAAGCUAAUACACAUGAAGAGUGGAACAGUCUAUCGAAACUUCCCGAUGAUGAAUGCUGCUCUGGGACACGUAACGCGGGUUAAAUUUUCACCCGGCAGCGGUUAUUUGGCGCUUGGGAGCCGCGAAAGCAUCGUUUCACUGUUUAGAGUUAAACACUAUCAGAACUAUUGAAGUUCGUCUAUUAACAUUUAUUCAUAAACAUUUGUCGAAUAAAAUUAAUUCGAAGUCCA
Messenger RNA from Topomyia yanbarensis, 1818 nucleotides. RefSeq names its product U3 small nucleolar RNA-associated protein 18 homolog (gene wcd). Gene Ontology annotation, biological process: rRNA processing. Gene Ontology annotation, cellular component: Pwp2p-containing subcomplex of 90S preribosome; small-subunit processome. The record is from RefSeq and is a predicted model, not a curated record. The coding region runs from base 161 to 1759 and encodes 532 amino acids. Gene Ontology annotation, molecular function: protein binding. NCBI's taxonomy places the organism in Eukaryota, Metazoa, Arthropoda, Insecta, Diptera, Culicidae. The transcript has a single exon.